Messenger RNA from Penicillium arizonense, 666 nucleotides. RefSeq lists its product as uncharacterized. NCBI's taxonomy places the organism in Eukaryota, Fungi, Ascomycota, Eurotiomycetes, Eurotiales, Aspergillaceae. Bases 1 to 666 code for a protein of 221 amino acids. The transcript has 4 exons. Gene Ontology annotation, molecular function: flavin adenine dinucleotide binding; oxidoreductase activity. The record is from RefSeq and is a predicted model, not a curated record.
AUGGCACUCCGUCAUGCUGAAGAUUGGAGAGACCACACGCUCGUCGUUCCUGCUCACCCCACUGACACUGCCCAUGCAUGCAGCAGCGGAGGCCAAGACGUUGCUGGCGCCUUUUCUGCAAACCUGCAUGAACUGAACAUCUCCUACACCCUGAACAUCACCCAGUCGCCCUCCUAUUUUCAGCACUAUAUGCAACUGAUCGAGCCCAACCCAACGCAGCUGGUGCAAAACGCGCAAUAUGGCGGUUGUCUUAUCCCGCUCGAUGUCAUCCAGCAGAACAACUCACAGCUCACGGAUGCCGUCCAGAGACUCACCGCUGAUGCGGUCACAUUCGUGGGCAUUGGUCUGAAUGUCUCGUCAUCUGUGACAGGCAAUAUCUGGAAUUCAGUUCCCCCUGCGUGGCGUACAGCGGCAUUGAGUGUUAUCUUGAACUGGCCCGUCGGUGCCAACCUCACCGAGAUGAAAAUCCUAGCAGGCCGAAUGAUGACCGAACAGGCGGAUCUCCAACAGCCAGACUGGAAGCAGGCCUUUUUUGGUUCCAACUACAAUUCGCUGCACGCGAUCAAACCGAAAUAUAAUCCAUUCCGGACUUUUAAUGCUCCGACAUCAGUGGGCAGUGAUGACGGGAAGUUCAGGCUGAUGGUCGUCUGUGCCAGGCCAGAAUAA